Messenger RNA from Emiliania huxleyi CCMP1516, 6954 nucleotides. RefSeq lists its product as hypothetical. Bases 1 to 6954 code for a protein of 2317 amino acids. Gene Ontology annotation, biological process: signal transduction. The record is from RefSeq and is a predicted model, not a curated record. NCBI's taxonomy places the organism in Eukaryota, Haptophyta, Isochrysidales, Noelaerhabdaceae. The transcript has 15 exons.
AUGCACCCACUUCUGCUCGGCCUGCUGUCUGGACUCGCCCUAGCCGAGGGCGGUCCCACUCCUGUCGUGGGCGACGCCUCCGGUUCGGACUGGGUGAACGCCUGCAUCGACCUCGACUGGCACUCGAAAGAGGCGGCGCUCUCGGCGACGUCCAGCUUUGAGACAGCGGCCGGGGAAACCUCCCAAGCGUGCGGCGCCGGCCGCAUCACGCUGGGCGUCCUGACCGACGUCCAGCGCAAGAUCUACAACGACCGCGGCUGCUCCGUCGGGCCGCACAAGACCUCUUCCGCCUUCUACGACUAUGGCGGCGGCGGCGCGGACAAGAUGAUGAGCGUCGAAGUCGCCGGCGCCGUCGCGGCCGUCUCGCGCGGGCGGCAUGUGCCGAACGCUUCCGCGUCCCUCGACGACGACCCGUGCACGGAGGCGUUCAACAAGGAGAAGUGCUUCAUGAACGUCUGCACGCGCGUGAUCGGCGACUCUGAGCACGCGCUUGCGGCCUGCAUGGACAACAAGUGGAGCGACUUCUCGCUCGAGGGCGGCUCGGCGCACGCGUGGUACGAGGGCGUCGCCCUCCUCUACCCGGUGGAGGACACGCUGCGCGCCCCUGGCACUUGCCGCGCCAACGGCGGCGAGACGCUGGGGGCCACCUGGCACUCACGCCCGACAACUGAGAGCAGCACGCUGGGCGAGAAGCUGCUGCGGACCGGCGCGCGCGACUUCGUGCGCGCCAUCGUCGACAAGAUCACCACCUUGAUGGCGGUGACUCAGCGGGUCCCGCUCCGCUCUGAGCACAAGGGUUGCGCGUUCGGCGCGGAUCGGUCGCAGGAGCACGCGGCAGAGGGCGCCGUCCUGGCGGCGGCCGUGCUGCCCUUCGUCCACAAGUGCAACCUCACCGCUGCCAAGACCAUCAGCGACGAGAUGAAGUUCGACCUGUACUUCCCAAAGCAUUACCCGAGCGAUUCUACGCUUGGCGCCGAGCUCUUUCCAUCGGCCCCGCCUCUUCCCGAGCGGGAGGGUAUCCGACACAUGGGCACCCUCUCCGUCGAGGCCAACAACAAUGAGACGGGGUCGACUUUCCGGAGCAAGACCGGCGAACGCGCCUCUCCACAGGCCAAGAGCGAGGUGGCGGCCGACAUGGACACGGCCGGCAGCGCUCCCUACCGCCUCGUGGGUACCCUCGUGCUGGGGUGCCUCCUCGCGCUUCUCCGCCUGCUGCAGUCUGGUAGCUCCUCGGCUAGCAAGAAGCGUUCGAAGCGCGCCAAGAAGGUCCUGGCGCUGGCUGGCGGCGACUUACCCCUCGAGCGCAAGGGCGAGCCCAACCUGGUCGACUGCUCCAAGAACACCACCCCGAUCGACCCACCGACGGCCCCCAACGGCGUCACCAAAAGUGCCCCGGCUCUCACGCCGGCGGCGACCGGCGGCGCGCCGCUGUCGAGCGAGGAGGGCGACGCCGACCGGACCGUCUCGGCCAAGGAGUCUCCGGGGGUGAUGCCCGCCACGGCGCCGAUCGCCUCGCACGCUGCGGGCAUCUCCGACUGGACCACCCCGUCGAACCCGCGCCGCAACAACGGGCGCAAGGGCGCAUCCGCCCGGGUCGGCCGCGUCGAGAACGUCUGGGUCGGCGGCAAGAACCGGUUCGGGGCCCUGCUCGGAACGAACGGCAACGAGGACGUCGGUGGCGGCGGCAAGGUGGCCCACAAGGCGCGGCCGCCCCGCGGCUCCACGCCGCCGACCACGGACUCGGGCAUGGUCGAGACGACCACAGUUCCCACGCUGGACAGCUCCGUCUCUGCCUCCGGCCGGUUCUCGUGGCCCAAGCUCUGCCCGUCCUACAACUUGCUCCGCCUCUUUGCCAGCCUGGCGCUGAUCUGCCUCGGAGCCGCGUUUGCGCACUCUUCGUACUCUGCCACCGCCGCGCCUCUCGCGACCGUCGCAAAGCCGUUCACGCCGGCAUCGCUCGACGGCGUCUGCGAGGUUGGCGGCAACGACACCAGCUCGUUUGCAGCCAUCGUGUCAUCGGACAGCGCGCCCGCCAACCACCCGGUGCGUGCUCGCUCGCGCGUGCUAGUAUCCGCGCCGCGCAAGCUCGUGACUAACAGCCCGCGCGCCGUUCAGGGCGGACGCGACGAGGGGCGCUUGUGGGAAGCACUGAUGGACGAGAUCGGCGAGGCGGUGGGCGAGCCGUUGCACCUAAUUGGCGAGCCGCUGGCGUCCGUCAAGGAAAUUUACGAGAAGCAGCCGGCCGACUUGGAGACCGUCCUAGCCUCGCGCAACAGCACGGAGCGCAAGGGCGAGCCCGAGAUCGACUUUGUCGGUCCCGUCUACAGCAACAGGACGGGGAUCAUCGCUCGGGGACGCGACACCGUCUUGCCCGUGAACGACACGUCGCCCGAGUUGCGGCCCGCCGACGCUGGGAAGCUUGGGAUGCUGGAGGUGCGGAAGCUGGUCGAGACUGGCCUCGGCGCGCCCGUCGCUAGCAUGCACGCCGGUGGCGAGUGGCGGGCGAACGACGGAUUGACGGACGCUUCUCGAGUCCCAACCAAGGACCUCUUCCUCCAGCGUUGCCGGGCCCUCGAACCUCUUCUCGCGGCCACGCUUGAGGAGCCGGCGUGGCCUGCAGAGGUCCGCACCGUCGCCGACUCGAACGCGGUCGAGUCAGAUAUCUUCUCGGUCCCAAGUGUGUGCGCCGACUGGCAGCCGCACUGCGCCGCCCUUGCGUGGCACGUGGAGCCUCGCCACGCGCUCCGCCACGCGCUCACCGACGAGCUCAAGAUCGACAAGCCUCCCGCGGGCCCGCCGGCCGACGAGCGCUCAAUCGAGCUGCCCUCCCCGUUCCACUUUCCCUUCACGAGCGGAACCUCCUCUUCCGCGCCUGGCCGAGCCCGGCAGCGCGGUCAGCUUUUGGCCGCCUUGUUCUUGCUGCUCGGAGCAUGCGGGCUCUCGGUGCGGGCGCGGUGCCGGACGGGGGCAAGGCGCGGCGCGCGGCUGCUUCUUCUCGUCGCGCUGCUCCCGCUGGCAUGUGCACCGUCCCCGCCGCCGUCUCCGCCGAUCGCUCCACCGGCCACCCCAAUCGAGUUCCAGGUCACUGUGGAUGGCGGCCAAUACCAGUCCGAGGUGUCGUGGACCCUGACGUGCAGCGGCGCGUUGAUCGACAGUGGAGGGGCCCCUUACUCAGGCACCCUGUCCGCGCCGCCCGGCGAGUGCACGCUCAACAUGAACGACUCGUGGGGCGACGGCUGGAACGGUAACCUGUGGAAGGGUGCGGGCUAUACGUUCACGCUCGAAACCACAUGCGCGCCUCUGCCGUGUACUUCCUCCGGCAGCGAGACGUUCACCCUGUCCGCACCGUCGUCGCCGCCGCCGCCGCUGGCCCCGCCGCCGCCGCUGGCCCCCGGCUUUGUCGCCGCGGAGAGCGAGGCCGAGCUCCGCAACCUGAUCGAGGACGCUGCUUUUUCGGAAGCUGACGUCUCAAUCUACCUGCCGCCCAGUGCGGACUUCAAGCUGGGCAGCCAGAUCAGCUGCUCCUCCGACAUCAAGGUGACCGUCGCGAGCAGCAGUGAGGGCGCGACGCUCGACGGCCAGAGGUCGACCGGGCUCUUUUCCCUCUCGGACGGCUGCAGCCUCACCCUGCGGGGGCUGACCCUCGUCAACGGGAGGGCGACGGACUACGGCGGCUACGGCGGCGUUGUGUACGCGGACGGCGCAGGCGACGUCGAGAUCAUCGACUCGACGGUCAGAGAUUGCUCAGCUGGCGAGUACGGGUGGGGCGGCGUCGUCUAUGCGAGGGACAGCGGUGCAGUCUCGAUCAUCGGCUCGGCCGUGACGGGCUGCUCUGCUGGCUAUUACGGCGGCGUCGUCUCCGCGUUGGGCAGCGGUGCGGUCUCGAUAAUCGGCUCGACCGUGUCGGGCUGCUCGGCUGGCUGGCACGGCGGCGUCGUCUACGCGAAUGAGAACAGCGGUGCGGUCUCGAUCAUCGACUCGGCCGUGACGGGCUGCUCGGCUGGCGAUUACGGCGGCGUCGUCAGCGCGAAUGAGAACAGCGGUGCAGUCUCGAUCAUCGGCUCGGCCGUGACGGGCUGCUCUGCACGCUAUGGCGGCGGCGUCGUCCGCGCGUCGAAAAGCGGUGCGGUCUCGCUAAGCGGCUCGAACGUGUCGGGCUGCUCGGCUACUGACUAUAACGGGCACGGCGGCGUCGUCAUCGCGUAUGAGAACAGCGGUGCGGUCUCGAUAACCGGCUCGGCCGUGACGGGCUGCUCUGCUGGCAAUGACGGCGGCGUCGUCUGGGCGUCGAAAAGCGGUGUGGUCUCGAUAAUCGGCUCGAACGUGACGAGCUGCUCGACUGAAAGGGACGGCGGCGUCGUCUACGUGGUUAUCAGUGAGUCCCUCUCCAUCGCGGGUGUCUACUUCAUCGACAACAGAGCGCGCGAGUCAGGCUCGGUGCUGUACCUGCACGAACUCCGCCAACGCUCCUCGAUCAGCGAUGCCUCCUUCACCGGCAACACCGCUGGCGACGACAACGACGGUGCCACGAUAGAGGCAGUCAACUCGCCGAUAGACUGGGACUGCCGCUUGGGCAGCUGGAUGCCGCGCAAGGGCUCCUUUUUUGGCGACUUCAGCGUCGGCUUCCAGCCUAAGUUCAAGAUCCUGGUCAGCUUCUACCAGAUCGCUGGGACGCUCGGCCCCGUCUACGGCGUCCGCCUCCACCAGGAUUUUACGCGCUGGACCGACUUCAUGGACGCGAUCAGCCUCGAUCUCCUCGGCCUCACCUACCCGGACGCGUGCAUUGGCUCGAUGCCUGCCCGGCUCCUGCUUGCCGGCUUGUGGCCGAUCGCUUCUAUCAUGCUCGGAGGCGCCGCCCUCGCCUGCUACGCCCUCGCGGAGUGGCUUCUGUCCGUGGAGUGGCUCUUGUCUGGUCGCGCCGACAGCCUCCGGCGCGACCUCGUCCCCGUUACGCUGCGCCGCCUCCUCUACUGGGCCAUCCUCGUCGCCUACCUUGUGCUGCCCUCGGUCUCUCGCUCCAUCUUCAAGGCGCGGCAGUGCGAGUCGUUUAAUGUCGACGACGUCACCGGGGAGAGGCGCAGCUACCUCGUGGCCGAUCUCGACGUGCUCUGCAGCGCCGACGACGACGAGUACAGCGGCCUCGACGCGUACUUCUGGGCCUUCUUCGUCCUCUGGCCGGUGCUCGUGCCGCUAGCUUUCCUGGCUAUCCUGCUUUCGAUCCGCUCCGAGGUGCGGGCGCAGCGAGUCAGGGCCACGGCCCGAGCUUGCCGCUUCCUCUGGCGCGACUACGACCCGCGCUUCCUCUUCUGGGAGGUCGUCGAUCUGGGCCGCAAGCUCUUCCUCGCUUCACUGGUGCUCUUCAUUCAGACAGACACCGGGUCGAGCAAGCUCCUCCGCCUCUUCGUCGCCUCUGUCGUCUCGGCCCUCUACCUCGCCGCCCUCGCCCUCGCCCGGCCCUUCAAGCGUGACGACGACCUCUACCUCGCGUGCACCGCCAACCUGUUGCUCGCUUGCUGCUUCAUCUCCGGCACGGUGGUUCAGCUUUGCGAGAGUGCUACUUACGAGGACAUGUGCAAGACCCUCGUCGGCUUCGAGAACUCUCGCGGCGCGAGUGAGUUUGUGAUCGCGCUCACCGUCGCAAUGCUCAUCGCAUCGCUGCUUGUCGUCGUCUUCAGGACCGUCAGCGCCGUCCGCGCGCCCACCAUCCGCCUUGUCUCCUCCGGUCGCCCCCCAGUCCUCGAGCUGUCCCCCGAGUGCCACUUCCACGGCUUCAUCUCGCACGCCUGGGGAACUGGCCAGGACCAGACGCACACCGUCGUGCGGCGACUCCAGCUACUUCUCCCCGGCGUCCGGAUCUGGCUCGACGUCGACAAUCUCGAGGACGUGGGCAGGCUCGAGGAGUCGGUCAGAGACGCAAUGAACUUCCUCGUCUUCCUCAGCGCCGGCUACUUCAAGAGCUUCAACUGUCGCCGCGAGCUGUACGCGGCGCUCGCCUCAAAUCGGCCCUUCAUCCCCAUCUUCGAGGCAGACGUGGCAAAGGGCGGCGCCUCGAUCGAGGCGCUGAAGGCAGAGUGCCGCGAGCAAUGCGACAAUUCCAUCUCUCGCGACCCAGAGUCGGAUGCUCGCGAGAGAGAGAUGCUCGAGCGCGUCUACCCUAACUACAGCGGGCCAGACGAGAUGCUCGCUCGCGUGUUUGAGGAGGCGGAGCCGAUCGUGUGGGUGCGGGUGAACAUAUUUCAGCUCGUGUCGCUCAAGGCUGUCGCGCUGCGCAUGCUGCUGCACUCUCCGUACUACGCGAGCCGCCCGGCCGAGCUUGCUGCGGGAGUGCUGGUGCCCGGCGAGGCGGGGCCCGUUUCCUUCAGCGGCCCCGUCACUAUCCUCGUGUGCCGCGACAACGCGGGCGCCGACGGCUUAGCAACGGAGCUCAAGAAUGCGGCGGUGGAGGGGCGCGGCUCUACCGCCAGCGCCGAUACGGUAACGAUCCGCAAUGCGGAGGAGGCGCUCGAGGGAGCCAACGCGGCCCCGCUCGCGGGCUUCCCCGUGUUCCUGCUCUACCUGAACGACAAGACCUUUCUUGACGCCGGCGGCGCUGUCGCGCGCCUCGUGCAAGCGGUGAUGGACAAAAAAAUCGCCAUCGCCAUGGUCCACGAGCAGGAGCCAAGCUGCGGCGGCGUUCCUUUCGGUCGCUUCUUCCAGCAGACGCCGCAGGUGCUGCAGGACCGUAAGCUCUACGAUACGGUGGCGGUGGCGCUCUACCCAGCCCCGGAGCAUCGUGAGAUCAGCCUGCGCCUCAUACUAAAAAGCAUGGGAGCGGUGCCGUGCGACGCGGGGCCGCUCCAGCGGCGGUGGCAGCUCCUCCGCCGCCGCAUGGCGAUGGCUCGACUCGUGCGGCGACGCCCCGUGAGGAGCUCCCAUGAGCCGCGCCAGGAGCCUGUACUAGUAGUGCAGCCGUAG